UACUCAAGCCCCUUUAUCCUAGGAAAACGGAUAUGGUUUUCUUACCAAUCCCUUCUGUUUUCUUUUCCAAACCAUGCAGCUUCAUUUCUGUCACUGCGGUUUCUUUUUGGAUUGGUUUUCCUGACUGCGUUGGUAGUGUAUAAAUGGAGAAGACAACACUUAUCGAUGUAUCAAUCAAUUGAAGACUUCCUGCAAAUCCAGACCAACCUUUUCACAAUUAAAUACUCCUACUCUGAGAUUAGGAAGAUGACUAAUAAAUUCAAGGAAAAACUAGGUGAAGGAGCCUAUGGAACUGUCUUUAAAGGAAAGCUGCGUAGUGGUCCUUUUGUUGCAGUAAAGGUGAUGCACAAAUCUAUGACCAGUGGGCAAGAAUUUAUUGGUGAAGUUUCCACUAUUGAAAGGAUUCACCAUGUUAAUGUUGCGCAGCUCAUUGGAUUCUGCGUUGAGGGCUCCAAACGUGCUUUAGUAUAUGAGUUCAUGCUCAAUGGUUCCUUAGAUAAGUACAUAUUUCUGCAACAAGGAACUGUUUCCUUGACUUACAAGCAGAUGUUCGACAUAUCUCUUGGAGUGGCUCGUGGCAUUGACUACCUACAUCAGGGCUGCGACAUGCAGAUCCUACAUUUUGAUAUUAAGCCUCACAACAUUCUUCUUGACGAAAAUUUUAAUCCCAAAAUAUCUGACUUUGGGCUUGCAAAACUGUACUCCUCAGAUGAUAGUAUUGUGAGUAUAACUGCAGAAAGAGGGACAGUGGGUUACAUGGCUCCAGAGCUGUUUUAUACAAAUAUUGGAGGAGUUUCAUACAAAGCCGAUGUAUAUAGCUAUGGCAUGUUAUUGAUGGAAAUGGCAGGCAGAAGGAAGAACACGAGCCCAUUUGAGGACCAUUUGAGCCAAAUUUACUUUCCUACAUGGGUUUACGACCAAUUUAAUGACGGAAAUGAUAUAGAGAUGCACGCGAGUGAGGAAGAUAGGAGGUUUGUCAAGAAGAUGAUGAUUGUGGCUUUGUGGUGCAUACAAAUGAAGCCUGCUGAUCGCCCUGCCAUGAACAAAGUUGUUGAGAUGCUUGAAGGAGAUGUUGAACUCCUCCAGAUGCCACCAAGACCUUUUAUAGCUCCUCGUGACGUAUAGGUGGCUACUCACUCUGCCGUGCAAACUAUGAUCAUAAUUCCAUUAGUUUCUGAUUUAUUUCACGACGUCCAAUAUCUCUAUCAGAAGGGCUCAAUCUCAGGCCACAAGUAGUCAUUUCUGCCCCACGGUGGUGACACUAGUUCCUCCUAGGUUUUAAUGGUAAGAAUUUGAGCGUAAUCUGAUGUUUCAGUAAAAUGUCUAUUAGUUUGCUUGUUGGUGUUGUAAAUUAUUGGAACGUGUAACUGUCAAGACUCAAGCAUAGAUGCUGUUGUACAAUAAAAUUUGAGUGGAGAAAAAUAAUUAAUCGGGUAAGAAAAGUAU
Molecule: messenger RNA, 1446 nt
Organism: Capsicum annuum
Lineage: Eukaryota; Viridiplantae; Streptophyta; Magnoliopsida; Solanales; Solanaceae
Product: rust resistance kinase Lr10
Exons: 1
Biological process (GO): protein phosphorylation
Molecular function (GO): ATP binding; protein kinase activity
Source: RefSeq, a predicted model, not a curated record